UACAUUCAUUCUCACGAGAUGCUACAUCCCUGUUUUUUCCGAUCGAUUAUUUUUUGCUACAACCAUGUUUGAUUUUGCUGGAACCGAAGUCAAAUUUUGCUACUUCCAUCCACGGCGGCGUUGCUCGACGACGGCGAUGGAUUUUUAUUGUUGCAACCGUAUCGGAGUUUUGCUACUACUAGAGAUGUCAUUUGCUACUAACAGAGUUUGCUAUGAAGAUAAGCUGUAACCAGGGGACAACAUCGGAGCUGCAGGAAGGGGACGACGGCGGAGCUGAGCUGCAAGCAGGGGAUGACGACGGAGCUGCAAUCAUCGACGAGGAGGGAGCUGCAUCUGAUGGCGUGCAUGAGGAUUUUUCAUGCUGGAACCGGCGAGGAUUCGUGCCUCCAUGGAUCUUUUUUUUUUGAGCGGGAGGAGGAGAUUGCGUGAGGGCGGCGAACGUCGGCGAGGGCGGCGAGCGGCGGUGCUUCGGACUCGGUCGCCUCGCGGGGGAUUAUGGCGGGGGAUCGAUAGCGCCGCAGCCUCCUCUCGCUGAUGUGCGGCGCUCGCUAAAAAAGAACAAAGCGGGGAAGGCAUAUCCGAUGUCUAGCAAUCAUUUGCAUCGCUUGGAAUCCUACGGUCCUAGGUGGACCGGUCGAAUCGUUCCGCCGGUGCGCUGGUGCAGAGUAGCGCCCAAAAAUUAAUUAUCUGGGAAGCGGCCGGUGACCCGCUUAUUUGGUCCUCCCGCGGACUGUAUAUAAACCAGACUACCCCUCAACUCUGGAGUUAUUUACCUCCUUCCUACCAUCAAAUAAAAGGGCGCGUCCCUGACCCAAUCGAGAAUCGUACUAGGGUUUCGCCGCCGCCGCCUCCCCGCCAUUGAAAAUCGGCCCCUCGCCGCCUGUCCAGGCUCGUCCUUCCUUCCACGAUUCGCACGUUGCGUGCCCCGCCUCGUACGUCCACGGGCUGUACAAGAUCCCGCCGUUGAACCGAAGUCCGCGGGACGAGUAGCCAAGGCACCAAGCUGACGCUGGCCAGCCUCUUGUCCUGCCCAAAGGAAGGAAGGUCUGCUCCAGUCUUCAAAAAGAUGCGGAAAGCUAAGAGGAGCGGUGAUCAUCUCACUAGAAGCUUUCUUAAGAGCAGAAGAGCUUCCAAAAAUGAAUCAUUGGUCUCAGGUUGCUUCAUUGGGGACUCUGAUCAAGGUGUUCGGUCUGGGCUCAGUGAUAGGCUAAUAUCAUACAUGUCUAAAAGCGUCGUCUCUAUUACUUUGUACAAUGAAGGCACAAUCCUAUUUUCAUGCUCGGGCAUAGCUAUGGAACGCAAGGGGUGCCACCUUACAAGGUUUCUGACUUCUGCAAGUUUGGUUAGAGCUCUGAAUGGUACAAAUGAAGACCAUGAUGACUUGAAGAUUGAAGUGCGCCAUGAAGGCAAUGAAGUGUAUAUGGGGGUGAUGGCUGAAUAUGAUUUAGAUCGCAACUUUGCUGUUGUCAAUGUCGAUGCGUUCCUUGAUGUUCAGGUUCAAUCUUUCCAACAUGCACCGCGAAUUCUCCCCCAUGGUGAGAAAUUAGUAGUUAUGGGGCGUGACGUCAAUGGUGAAAUAAUGACCAAGAAUGUGGAAUCGGAUGGUGAUUUAAAGGUAUCUGAUGAUGAUGAAGAUCUUGAUUGUAAAAUCUCAGAGGCUUGGGAAGGUGGGCCACUUCUUUCUGUUGGUGGGAAGGUUGUUGGCAUGAACCUUUUUCUGACUACUAGAAGAGCCGUUUUCCUACCAUGUGGCACAAUUCUCAAGCAUCUGGAGCAUUACUGGACGUCCCAGCAAAAGAAGACUGGUCUUGCACGGUUUGGAGCAAGACCAAUAGCUGAGAAAUCUAACAGCCAUCCAGAAGUAUAUGUAGAAUUGCUCAACCAGGAGCAGUUCGAUCUAGAUUCCAUGGGUUACCCGAAGUUACCGUCCUCCAUGUUAGGAGCUGGCAUGAUUUUGGUUAAUACUUUUGAAGAGACUUUUGGCGACAUACAUGGUGAAGGUGUCUGGAGAAAAUUUAGUAAAAGAGCUUCUAACAUAAAUCACAAUGUUGUCGCACUGGCUUCAUUCAGUGGAGAAAAAAGGGUUUUUGCAUGCACGGGUUUCUUUAUUGAAUGGAAUGGAUCUAGGAUAAUUUUGACAUCAGCAAGCUUGGUUAGAAAUUCUGGUGAUGAGAACAAGAUUGUUGAAAACUUGAGGAUUGAAGUGUUGCUUAAUAACAGCCAAUGCAUAGAAGGGACACUACAGCAUUAUAGUCUGCAUUACAACGUCGCUCUAGUUACUGUCAAGGAUUACCCUGCCAUUCGUCCAUUAAAUACUCUGCUUCGUUGGGACAAGGCUUUUAAAGUAGCAGCUGUAGGGCGGUGCUUCAAAUCAGGUGUGUUAAUGGCUACUAGUGGGGAUCUGGUUUCCUGGACAGGCACACUUGAUUGCAAUUUCCUCUCAACUUCCACGUGUAAAAUCACUAAGGCUGGGAUUGGAGGCCCUCUUGUCAGUCUUGAUGGGGAUGUUAUUGGCAUGAACUUCUAUGAUAAGAGAAUAGGAACCCCGUUCCUGUUUUUGGAGGAGAUUUUCAAAAUUCUAGCAUUGUUUGAGACAAAAAGUAAACUUGGUGAAGCUGGCAAUGAUAGUGAUCCCUCUGGCACGCCUUUCUUGAAAAUGGAUGAAGAUGACAACAAUAAGUUGAACAGGUGGCCUGUGCCCAUGCCGUGCUGGCGCAAUCCUGACUACGUGGAUGAGGAUAAGUCUGAUGAUGAUGAUGUCUUUGAUCCCAAAUCUGGCCGCACACUGAGAUACGGUUACUUCAAGGGAAAGAAAGUCAUGCUCUUUUAGAUGCAGUCACACCCUUGUUUGGUCACACAAUCUCCAUAUCAUUGCGUGUUUGAGAUGGUAGAACACGUGUCUUGCUUAAGUCUUAUUAUGUUCUGCGUCUGUAUAUUGGAAUCAUUCUGUGUUAUGUUGUGUAAUACUCCCUCCGAUCCAAAUAAGUUUCUCAGUUUUGAACUAAGGUUAGUUCAACCUUGGUUCAAAACUGCGACACUUAUUAUGGAUCGGAGGUACUCCCUCCGUAUUUAAAUAUAGCUUUUGUAGAGAUUUCACUAUGGACCACAUGCAGAUGUAUAUAGAUGCAUUUAUAUUUAGGAA
Molecule: messenger RNA, 3142 nt
Organism: Triticum aestivum (bread wheat)
Lineage: Eukaryota; Viridiplantae; Streptophyta; Magnoliopsida; Poales; Poaceae
Exons: 14
Coding region: 1067-2830 (587 amino acids)
Source: RefSeq, a predicted model, not a curated record